ACAUGUUCAUGACAUUGUUAGUUUGAUCACAUAUGUCAAACUCCUCUUCAGUGAUAACAUAAUUCUAACGGUUUAUCUCAUAACAAAAUAGUCAAUAAUGCCUAUUGGUGAAACUUUGGUAAAGAGCUUGGAAGUAAAAGAAGUCCAGGCAGGAUCCACAGCUGUUUUGAAUUGUAAUAGCAAUGAUUAUAACCACAAUUUUAUGUUUUGGCUUUUGAAUCAAACCAAAGUGAUUGGCCCUGGUAAUAACUAUGAUGAAAAAAAGUACAAAUAUGAGGUUUUAUCAGGAAAACUAUUCAUUAAUAAUGUUUCUCCUUCAGAGUCGGGUUUUUACUCCUGUGUAUCAAAAAGCAUAAGUGACUCUGGCAUUAAUAUUGGCAAUGUAGAAAUGAUUGUAAAAGGGGCAUUUUCAGCAAUAGAAGCAGUAAAAUUAGUGGCUAUUGUGGUGUCCAUUAUUGUACUUAUAACUUGUGCAGUAAUUUACUUCAGAAUAAGAAAAGAAUGGAAUAAAUAUGAUGGAAGAGCUGUUGUACCAGUGGAUGAUGUUGAAGAGGAUGAUGCUGAUGAAGUUUAUAACCCUACUACUACAGUUAACCAGGCAGUACCAGGUCCUAGCCGAAAUCAAUCCUCAGACCAGCUCCUUUAUGGAAUAGAUAAUCAAGGAUUGGACACUGAUUUUAAUUCAGUGUUUGAAAAUAUCCAAAUAAAAUAUCCACCACAAAGAAGUCUCAUUUAGAGUUUAGGUUAUAAAACAAUAUUUAUAUUAUUAUAUGAUUUUAUUAAAAUCAAAGUUUAGUAUUAGAAACAUCAUGUUUAGAAAUGUCAAAUGUAAGUUCUAUAUUGUAGUACUGUACAUAAGUAAACAAAUUUUGUAACAGG
Messenger RNA from Diatraea saccharalis (sugarcane borer), 879 nucleotides. The record is from the annotation of a GenBank genome assembly. NCBI's taxonomy places the organism in Eukaryota, Metazoa, Arthropoda, Insecta, Lepidoptera, Crambidae.